GCGCCCUCUCUUUGGCCACGCGCCUGCGCGCUCCCCACCAUCGCACGUGACGUCAGAGAGCAGCAUGGCGGCCAAGGUGCAGUCAACCAAAAGGGCUGACCCGAAUGAGCUGAAGGUCAUCUUUCAAAAGUAUGCCAGUGUGGUGGAGAAGGAUGGAGAGCGGUACAUGACACCCAUUGAUUUCGUGCAGAGGUAUUUGGGUCUCCACACGCAGCUCCACUACAACCCGAAAACUGUGCAACUGCUCGCUGGAGUUGCCGACACCACAAAAGAUGGGCUGAUCUCAUUCCAGGAGUUUCUGGCGUUUGAGUCUGUGCUGUGUGUGCCAGAUGCUCUCUUCAUUGUGGCCUUCCAGCUGUUUGACAAGACCGGCACUGGUGACGUGUCUUUUGAGAACGUGCGUGAUAUUUUCAGUCAGACAACUGUGCACCAUCACAUUCCUUUUAACUGGGACUGUGAGUUCAUCCGCUUGCAUUUUGGCAAUGGCAGAAACAAACGCCUCAGCUACUUGGAGUUCACUCAAUUCCUGCAGGAGCUGCAGUUGGAACAUGCUCGACAGGCAUUCGCACAGAAAGACAAGGUCAAGAUUGGCGUAAUUUCUGCCUUGGACUUCAGUGACAUCAUGUCCACCAUCAGACAUCAUAUGCUCACACCUUUCGUGGAGGAAAACCUGGUCUCUGCACCAGGGGGUGGUACCUCUCACAUGGUGAGCUUCUCCUACUUCAAUGCCUUCAAUUCUCUCCUGAACAACAUGGAACUGAUCCGUAAAAUCUACAGCACUCUUUCUGGAACUCGCAAGGAUACACUUGUUACUAAAGAGGAGUUUGUUCAUGCUGCAAAUAAGUUCGGUCAGAUCACUCCUAUGGAAAUCGACAUCCUGUUUCAGCUAUCAGGACUGCACUCCCAAACGGGACGGUUAAAUCUGGCUGAUAUUGAGAGGAUAGCGCCGCUGGAGGAAGGAGCUCUGCCAUAUAAUCUGGCUGAGGUGCAGAGACAGCAUUCACAUGGGGAAGUAUCUCGGCCUGUGUGGCUGCAGGCAGCUGAGUCGGCCUACAGGUUUGCCCUGGGCUCCAUCGCUGGAGCUACGGGUGCCACAGCUGUGUAUCCCAUAGAUCUGGUAAAGACUCGUAUGCAGAACCAGCGCUCUACUGGCUCCUUUGUGGGAGAGCUCAUGUACAAAAACAGUUUUGACUGUGCCAAGAAAGUCCUGCGAUACGAGGGCGCCUUCGGCUUUUAUAGAGGCUUGUUGCCCCAGCUUAUCGGAGUGGCUCCAGAGAAAGCCAUCAAGCUCACUGUCAAUGACUUUGUAAGAGACAAAUUUACCACGAAAGACAACACGAUACCUUUGGUUGCUGAAAUACUCGCUGGUGGUUGUGCUGGUGGAUCGCAGGUUAUUUUCACCAACCCUCUGGAAAUCGUUAAGAUUCGUCUCCAGGUUGCCGGGGAGAUCACCACAGGUCCCAGAGUGAGCGCUCUCAAUGUGGUCAGAGACCUCGGCUUCUUUGGCCUCUACAAGGGUGCCAAGGCUUGUUUCCUGCGUGAUAUCCCCUUCUCUGCCAUCUAUUUCCCAGUGUACGCUCAUACAAAGACACAAAUGGCAGAUGAAGAUGGGAGACUGGGGCCACUUCAGCUCCUCACAGCUGGUGCCAUCGCAGGUAUCCCAGCUGCAUCACUCGUCACCCCUGCUGAUGUUAUCAAAACACGACUGCAGGUGGCUGCCCGUGCUGGCCAGACGACUUAUACUGGAGUGAUCGACUGUUUCAGGAAGAUCAUGGAGGAGGAGGGCUUCAGAGCAUUAUGGAAGGGAGCUGGAGCUCGUGUGUUCAGGUCGUCUCCUCAGUUUGGUGUGACUCUGGUGACCUACGAGCUCCUUCAGCGAUGGUUAUACGUCGACUUUGGAGGACAACGCCCUGCUGGUUCUGAACCAAGGCCUAAAUCGCGGAUCUCAGAGCUUCCUCCUGUCAGUUCUGAGCACGUUGGUGGCUAUCGUCUGGCUGCUGCCACUUUUGCUGGGGUGGAGAACAAGUUCGGACUGCACCUGCCCAAGUUCAAAUCCUCUGGGGUUGUGACCCUUCACUCCGAAACCCCCAAGGAACAAGCAACUUCAUCAUAAAAACAUGCCCCGCCCACUCCGGCCUCAUCCUCCAAUGUCUGCAUGCCUCCCUCCUGCUGUCUGGCCUACAUUAUUUUUCACUCCGUUUUUAUUUUCUCCAUUUGUUUUUCAGUUUUUAGGUGGGGGGACUAGGGGAGUUAACCUCAUUUUCAGGGCCUUGUUAGUUUAACCCUCAUCAGCACCUCAGAUUUGAUGAAGUACACUGGGUAAAGGUCGUAGAUGGUGUGAUUGCUAAAGCACAUGGUUAAGCAUUUUCUUUACCACACUGAUCAAGUCCUAAAGUGGAUAAAGUGAAAUACUUAAUAACAAGGGCUUAAGAUAUCUUCGUCAGCCACUGGCUAAUACUGAACUUACAACCAUGUGGCUGUAGUAAGAGUUAAAGUAAUAAUUCACCCAAAAAUGAAAAUUGGUUGACAGUUGUCAUUUUUGGUUUAACUAUUUCUUUAAAGAAACUCCUGAAAGAAAAGCUUAACACACAUUCUUAGUUUUAUGUUCCUCCCCGAAAUAUAAAUAUUUGCUGCUUUUGAGUUUUAUUCUCAUGUUUACUGAUGUAUUGAUAUGAGCGAAGCAUGCUGUAGUGCUCUUCAUUUGCUCAUUUGGCUUUGCGUAGCUUGCACAUGUACUGUAUAUACAUGUACAUCUCAUGCACCGAGAGACAUUUCUCUGCGUCAUACUGAUGGAUGUACCAAGAAAUAAUGGUUGAUUUGAAAUAUAG
Molecule: messenger RNA, 2828 nt
Organism: Xyrauchen texanus (razorback sucker)
Lineage: Eukaryota; Metazoa; Chordata; Actinopteri; Cypriniformes; Catostomidae
Gene: slc25a12
Product: solute carrier family 25 member 12
Exons: 18
Coding region: 65-2113 (682 amino acids)
Biological process (GO): aspartate transmembrane transport; malate-aspartate shuttle; L-glutamate transmembrane transport
Molecular function (GO): L-glutamate transmembrane transporter activity; calcium ion binding; L-aspartate transmembrane transporter activity
Source: RefSeq, a predicted model, not a curated record